AUGGCGCAGACCCGGAGCGCAAAGCUAGCAGACAACUGCCCAGCGACAGCAGCGGAGGAGGAAGAGGACGAGGAGAUGGAGACCGAGAUGCCGGAAUACAGUGACGCGGACCGUGUUUCCGUCGUCGAGGAUGUCCUCGCCGGCAACGACCACCUGUGGUGCCGCCUGGUGCGGAUCGAGACCUCGGGAAACAACGUGUUCCCACCGGGAAACUUCAAGUUUGGCCGGGACCAACCUGUGCUUUCAUUUGGAAGGGAGGGGCAGGGGCAGGGGCAGGGGCAAGACCGCGAGCUGAUGACGUUCGUCGCACCGGCGAAGGCGUAUAUAGAAAUCCGCCGGACUCUGACGGCCAACAGCGAAAUUGCACGCGUCGAUCACGCUGAGCAGGGAGGGCAACGGGCUCAUGGAGCGCAUCAUGAUCCGGGAUCACGUAUCCACGAACGGGACUUGGGUGAGCGCGCACCGCCUCCGCUCGCUGCCAUCCCCCCAUCAAUCUGCGGCGCACAGGUUAUACGAAAAAUCGGCGAAUUGCCGAGCGAAGCCAGCCUGGUCCCGCACAACCAAGCGUACGAGCUGGUUGAUGGCGACGAGAUCCGCUUGGGCGCCGCGCCGGGGCGUACUGUAGCGGGCAAUUUCUUCCACUUCCGGUUCCACGACAUGCGCCCGCGCACGACUGAUGAGUACAACAUCCACGAGUCGAUCGCCCACGGCGGACACGGACGGGUGUUCAAAGGGAGUCACAGACGGACCGGCACCAUAGUCGCCAUCAAACGCAUCGAUCCGGGCACACUGGCAUCGACCUCGGCUACCGUUGCUGCCAUCAUCUCGAAGGAGAUCCAAGUCCUGAAAAGGCUUUCGCACGAGAACAUCGUUGGAAUCAGAGACAUCUACCGAUUGCGCGGUGACGGAGUGGAACUCGUGCUGGAGUUUGUUGAUGGUGGUACCCUCCGGCAGUUUAUCUCCCGAUACAAAGGACUGAGCGAGCGAGCGUAUGACGAAGCACCUCAUGCGACAGCUCUUCACUGGGCUGGCCUACAUGCACACGACGCAGCAUCCUCCGCCUAUCGCAUCCAGCACCUCACUGGCGAGGACAACAUCCAGACGUGGACUGUCAAGAUGACGGACAUCUUGACAGACAUGGGUCUUCACGGCUACCCAUCCGGGACUAUCCCCAAACCAGCCUUACCUGACAGCGAUGCCACUGUCAUUGCCUGGUCCGAGAAGGACCGCCGUGCUCUAUCUGCAAUCCGACUGCGCGUUGCGGACGGGCCACUCAUAUAUAUCACGGACGCAAAAACUUCGCAGGCCGCAUGGGACACGUUGAUGGCCACCUAUCAGUCAAAGGGUGUCAUCGGCAUUGUUCUGUUGCGCCGCAAACUUUCACGUACCACAUGCGCUGAUGGCGCUGACAUCGAAGAUCAUAUUCGUACACUUACCUCCAUUCGCACGCAGCUCUCGGCCCUCGGCUCCCAAGUCGAGGACAAAGAGUUCUGCAUCAUCCUCCUCACAUCUCUCCCCGACUCCUGGGACUCAUUCAUCCGCGGCGUUGACACCUCUGCCCUCACCACUCCCGCUCCACUCAUUGCCCGCAUUCUCGAACAGCAACAUCAGAUGACCAGCCGAUCCGAAGCGAAUGAAGUCGCUCUUGCCGUACGUAACCGUUUCCAAGGCAAAGGCAAGAACUCGAAGGCCAAGUAUAACGGCAACAUAUCUUGCUUCGGAUGUGGCAGACCCGGACAUGUCAUUGCCGACUGUCGCGAUACAAAGGCAGGCAAGACAUUUACAAAAGAACAAAAAGAAAGGAAUGCACGGGGAGACGGUGGGAAGAGCGGAAAAAAUCCUAGUUGGGCACAUGUCAGCCAGGAUCAAGGGAACAAUUCUGAAACAUCUGGCUGGCAGAUAGCGGCGCUACUAAACACAUAGUACGAAACAAAACACACUUUUCCUCUUAUUUUGAGACCCCGCACCACACCGUCGAAGGAUUUGGAUCAUCACCAAGUCCUGGAAAAGGAACUGUCAACAUCACGUCACAUGUCGGAAACUCGGCUUACAAACUCCGACUCGACAACGUACUCCAUGUCCCCACUGCUCCAUUCAACCUGCUCUCUAUCGGAGCAAUGACAAAGGCAGGACUUUCUGUUCAGUUCCAGGGGGAGAUAAUGAAGGUUUUCACUCUGGAUGCCAAACCCCG
Messenger RNA from Mycena citricolor, 2191 nucleotides. NCBI's taxonomy places the organism in Eukaryota, Fungi, Basidiomycota, Agaricomycetes, Agaricales, Mycenaceae. The record is from the annotation of a GenBank genome assembly.